CCUUUGUUCAAAUAUGGUUGACAGGUCCCUCCGACAUGAGACACUUGUGUGGAACGAGAAUAACACUAUUUUGCUAUCAUGGAUGCUGCUGUGUCGGAGAGGAAAGACGAACACUGUUAAAGCUCUGUUUUGUAAAACAGAGGUUUUAGAGAGAGAGAGUUGCUACUUUUAGUUUCUAAUGAGUUGGAUUAUAUUGCCCUUUGGAUAACUUAGCAUAAUUUAACUUGCGCAGAAAAAAAUUCUGCAGAAAACAUGUUAUGCCCAAAUUAAGUCCAUGGAUUGCUUCCAACAGUUCCCACAAAGAACACAGAUACCAAACUCAAUAGGUUUAGGCUCAAUUAAGAACUAGGAUCUGCCCUCCUCCCUCCUCUUCUUCAGCUGGGUCACGUGAGCUGAUCAGGGCAAAGCUGACACCAAAAAAAAAUUUAAAAAAACAGGUGGUGAGAUUUGUCAUCCCCUUCUACGUGUCCUCCAAAUAAACAAACAUUUUACACCGCCUUGCCUUCUUGUUAAGCAAUUAGCAUGUUGAUAGGGCUUUGUGCCUACCAUUUCAACUCAGCAUCUCAAAUGGCAAGCAGAGACAGAGAGCAAUCCAUAUGUUGCUUCAAAAAGUGGAUGGAGCUUCAAGAACAAGACCUCUCAGAGCUCCUCCAAGCCAUGAAACUAGACCCCCAAAACAAAGACCAGUUAAAACAUUUAGCAGAGAAAGGCAUCUGUCACUUCCAGGAUUACAUAAACAAGAGAACCCAACUUGCCCGCAGAGACGUCUCUGCCUUCUUUGCCCCCACUUGGUGCACUUCAUGGGAAAACUCUCUGCUUUGGAUCGCUGGCUGCAGGCCCUCUUUGUUUUUCAGGCUCGUUUAUGUGCUUCGCGGGUCAAAAAUGGAGUCAAAGCUCUCUGAGUUCCUCCAAGACACAGGAGAAGGCAGCCUUGGUGAGGUUCUGACGUGCUCGCAGCUCGUUGUGGUCAACAGUUUGCAGAGCAAGACCAUUAGAGAGGAGGAGAGGUUGACAGGGGAGCUGGCAGCUCUGCAAGAGGACAUAGCAGACCAGCCAAUUGCAAUGAUUGUAAAGGGUUUGAGCCAACUUGGGGAGAUGAACAGAGAAGUGGAGGAGGCUCUGGAUGAGCAUGGCCAAGCCAUGGUGAGAAUUUUGGAGGAGGCAGAUCAGUUGAGGCUAAGCACUGUCAAGGAGCUUGUGAACAUAUUGACACCUCUUCAGGCUGUUGAUUUUCUGGUGGCAAGUAAGAAGCUUCACUUGUGUGUGCAUAAGUGGGGCAGGAACAGAGACCAAAAGCUUGGGAUGGAAAAUCUGGAAGAUUAAUUUUGGUAUGGAUUUUUGGGUAUUAAUUUUUAGUGACUGCAUGUAAUAUAAUAAAAUAAAAUGCCUUCUACAUUUUUUUUAAAUUUGUUUUUAAAAACCUUUCCUAUUGAAAAGAACGAUGACAUACUAAACUCACACACACUAUAGACUACAUGGAUGCUAGAA
Molecule: messenger RNA, 1488 nt
Organism: Prunus avium (sweet cherry)
Lineage: Eukaryota; Viridiplantae; Streptophyta; Magnoliopsida; Rosales; Rosaceae
Source: RefSeq, a predicted model, not a curated record